Messenger RNA from Scutellospora calospora, 284 nucleotides. NCBI's taxonomy places the organism in Eukaryota, Fungi, Glomeromycota, Glomeromycetes, Diversisporales, Gigasporaceae. The record is from the annotation of a GenBank genome assembly.
AUGUUUUUUGUUAUUAUUGAUAAUAGAAAUACAGAUACUAUUAGAGCAAUAAUCAAAAAUAUAUUAAACCUAGAUCAAAAAUAUAUUUUGAUAGGAUAUUCAAAACUUGAAGAAUUAGGAAUGAAACAUAUUCGUAUUAAUCAUUCAAAAAGAAAUGUUGAAUAUUUAAAAAGAAAAAUUCAUUCAAAUACAAUCAAAGGAACUUGGGCUGCUUUAAAGAAGUUUAUACCAAAAUACAAUAGACGUAAAGAUAAAAUUAAACCUUAUUUGAAAGAAUUUAUAUG